AUGGCCCUGGGGCUCAGUGCUUCUCCACCAGCUGUGCUUCUGCUCCUGUCCCUGCUGGGUCUGGCUGCUGCUGGGAAGCUCCUGGUGGUGCCAGUGGAUGGGAGCCACUGGCUCAGCAUGCGGGAGGUGCUGGACAUGCUCCAGCAGAGGGGACAUGAGGUGGUCGUGGUGGCACCUGAAGUGACUUUGCACAUCAAACCAUCAAAGAACUUUGUGAUGAAAAUGUACGCAGUCCCCUACACAAAGGAAGAGUUGGAGAAAGAUUUUAAGGCAUUUUUUGAUCUUGCAUUUGAGGAAGGAACUUUCUUUGAAAGAUUUUUUCACAAACUUGAAGCUAUGAAAAGAAUCACUAACUUUGGGGUCACCAGCUGUGAGCAGCUGCUGCAAAACAAAGAGCUCAUCAGGUACCUUGAGGAGAGCAAGUUUGAUGCCAUCCUUACAGACCCUUUUGUACCCUGUGGGUUGAUCCUGGGUGAGCAUCUUUCACUUCCUUCUGUCUAUUUCUUACGAGGAAUCCCGUGUGGGUUAGAUUUUGAAGCCACUCAGUGUCCCAAGCCCCCUUCCUAUGUACCCAGGGGAUUUACAGGCCUUACAGACCGCAUGGCCUUUCUCCAGCGAGUGAAGAAUCUGCUCUUUGACAUCCCAAACAUUUUCCUCUGUGAUUUUGCUUUUGACCCAUUCUCAAAACUGGCUUCAGAGUUCCUGCAGCGGGAGGUGACUGUGCUGGAUCUCUUACGCAAGGGCUCUGUUUGGCUCCUGAGGUUGGAUUUUGUGCUAGACUACCCAAGGCCUUUGAUGCCCAACAUCAUUCCAAUUGGAGGAGUAAACUGUGCUCACAAGGAGCUGCCUCAGGCAGGUGUUCCUUCUGGCUUUGAAAUGGUUCUCAGUUGA
Molecule: messenger RNA, 891 nt
Organism: Camarhynchus parvulus
Lineage: Eukaryota; Metazoa; Chordata; Aves; Passeriformes; Thraupidae
Product: UDP-glucuronosyltransferase 1-1-like
Exons: 2
Coding region: 1-891 (296 amino acids)
Molecular function (GO): UDP-glycosyltransferase activity
Source: RefSeq, a predicted model, not a curated record